Triticum aestivum (bread wheat) is the source of this 1248-nucleotide messenger RNA. RefSeq names its product protein RADIALIS-like 5. NCBI's taxonomy places the organism in Eukaryota, Viridiplantae, Streptophyta, Magnoliopsida, Poales, Poaceae. Bases 1 to 243 code for a protein of 80 amino acids. Gene Ontology annotation, molecular function: DNA-binding transcription factor activity. The record is from RefSeq and is a predicted model, not a curated record. The transcript has a single exon.
AUGUCCUCACCGAGCUCGGACUCAGAGUGGAGCAAGAAGGAGAACAAGAUGUUCGAGGAGGCGCUCGCCUACUACGGCGUGGGCGCCCCCAACCUCUGGGAGAAGGUGGCCAGCGCCAUGGGGGGCACCAAGUCCGCCGAGGAGGUGCGCCGCCACUUCCAGUUCCUCGUUGACGACGUCAAGAACAUCGAGCACGGACGCAUCCCCUUCCCCAAGUACAAGACCCAGGGCUUCUGGACCUAAAAGGUAUAAUUCCCAACCAAAAACUGCACAGACAUUAGAUGCUCUGUUUCUAGGAGCAAGUUUCAAUUGAGCGUAAGCAUACCAAUUACUGCUGUAUUUGUCUACUUGCUGGGACCAUGUUGUUACCAUAGAUGUUUUAACUCAAGGAAUAUCAUGCAGGGGUAUUCAUGUAUUUUCAUUUUUCUUUAGAGGUUUACCACCAUGCAUACAUGAUGACUGGCACCAUGAACUCUAUGAGCCAAACUGCUUGAUUGCAACCAUCCAUGGGCACUUAGCCAAAGGAUUGUGGUCCACUCCAUCGGUGGUUUAAUCCUAGCUACACUAUCAGAAAAAUCUCCCUACUUCUAAAACAAAAACUCGGAUGGAUCUUGCAGUCUUUAUCUCCAUGUGCUUUCAGUUUGCAGUGAGAUCAAUAUAAGUACGCCUUAGUACCAUACAGGACUAUCUUUUUACAGAUUCUUGCUACAUUUUGUGCAGCUCCACACUAUCUACACACACAUUCACCUAACCUCAUGCCUACAUAGAACAAAACAGAAGAAAGAAAGAACAAGCCUCCACACUAUUUGAGUAUCUGUAUUUGUGUUCAGAGUUCAGAUAAGCUUACAGCGAAGUGUCUUCAUGUUUUCAGGAUGAAGCAGUGUAAACUCCAGUGGACAGUGAAAAAAGUUGUACAAACUAGAUCUCUAGAAUGGACUGAUGUUCUAGCAGGAAGCAAGGGAAUCAUUGGUUAGAAUAAUAGGAAGGAAUGGAGUAUUGUCUAUUGUGUGUACAAAAUAUUCUUAGGUUAUGUCCAAGGUCAAGUCUGUCUCUAUGUUGUACAAACUAGAUCUCUUAAGAGUGGACUGGUGUUCUAGGGAGAUGCAAGGCAAUUCAGCUUUGGUUCGAAUAGCAGGAAGAAAAGGAGUUGUAUAUUGUGUGUACAAAGUAUUAUUAGGUUAUGUCCAAGGUUAAGUCUCUGUUACUGUAGAUUAUCAUCUAGAUUCAAGAACUGCAUGUUGUUCAGUA